This is a messenger RNA of Habropoda laboriosa, 462 nucleotides long. RefSeq lists its product as uncharacterized. The record is from RefSeq and is a predicted model, not a curated record. The transcript has 3 exons. NCBI's taxonomy places the organism in Eukaryota, Metazoa, Arthropoda, Insecta, Hymenoptera, Apidae. The coding region runs from base 1 to 462 and encodes 153 amino acids.
AUGGCAUUAACGAUAGCCCUACCUCUGUCCGGUCUGGAGCCUGAGCAUUUCACAUCCUUGGGAACGAGACUUUUGUACGAGCAGGGUUUAAGAUCUUUGACUGGUUGCAGACCGAUUUCGCCGAGUACCGCGAGCGAAUCGAGUGGAGUCAGCAGCCUUGUACCUUCUAUCGAAUCGACGACACCGGAACAAACGCCAGUCUCCUCUAGACCGAACACACCCGCCGAAGACCCACCGCUUCGUAUAUACUACAGAGAAAGGGACAUAUUAAAUUUGGGGGCGAAUAUUAGAGAACCGUUCUGGCAAAUGAGGAUCCCAAUGAUGCCCCGUUACGAUUUCAAAAGUUUCAUGGAGAACAGGUCGGUUUACUAUCGUUUAGGUGAACACGGCUUGACGGAGGAAUAUCCAACGAGAGUUUGCAAAGACUGCGGUUUCUGCGAACCGUCGCCGUACCUCUUCUAA